AAGUGACGUGUAGAUGUUAGAUGUGGCUAAUUAUUAAAUAAAAUAAUUACUUUUAAGCUUUACUUAUAAUAAUGUCAUCUUUUAAAAGAGAUAAGAAAGAGGAAGAAGAUGGCGGUGGCAACCCAUUUCAAAAUAUUGAAAAAACAGCUGUACUACAAGAGGCAAGAGUAUUCAAUGAAAAUCUUAUAAAUGCAAGGAAAUGCACACAAAUCUUAACGAAGAUUUUAUACCUAUUGAACCAGGGUGAACAACUUGGUUCCACAGAGGCAACUGAGGUAUUUUUUGCAAUGACUAAGUUAUUUCAGUCUAAAGACGUUAUCUUACGAAGAAUGGUGUAUUUGGGUAUUAAAGAAUUGAGCUCAGUUGCUAAUGAUGUAAUUAUUGUAACAUCGAGCUUAACAAAAGACAUGACAGGAAAGGAGGAUUUAUACAGGGCUGCAGCUAUCAGAGCGCUCUGUAGCAUUACAGAUGCUACUAUGCUUCAAGCUAUUGAAAGAUACAUGAAGCAGGCAAUUGUUGAUAAGAACCCUGCUGUAAGUUCUGCAGCUCUGGUAAGCUCUUUGCAUAUGACUAAAAUUGCUUAUGAUGUUAUUAAAAGAUGGGUAAAUGAAGCACAAGAAGCUGUUAACAGUGAUAAUGUAAUGGUUCAAUAUCAUGCCUUGGGUGUAUUAUAUCAUAUAAGAAAAUCUGAUAGAUUGGCAGUAACUAAACUAGUAGCCAAAUUAACAAGGAUGUCACUAAAAUCACCUUAUGCAGUUUGUUUGCUUAUUCGAAUUGCAUGUAAACUUCUUGAAGAAGAGGAUACAGCAAAUGAUUCAUCAUUGUUUGAUUUCAUUGAAUCAUGUCUUCGUCACAAAUCUGAAAUGGUAACAUAUGAAGCAGCACAUGCCAUUGUAAACCUCCGAAAAACAACAAGUCAUGAGCUUGUACCUGCAAUUAGCGUUCUGCAGCUGUUCUGUAGUUCUCCUAAACCUGCUUUAAGAUUUGCUGCCGUUAGAACACUGAAUCAGGUUGCUAUCAGUCAUCCUGCCGCUGUUACUGCAUGCAAUCUCGACUUAGAAAAUCUGAUAACUGAUUCAAAUAGAUCAAUUGCUACACUAGCCAUCACUACAUUACUUAAAACUGGAGCUGAAUCUUCAGUAGACCGAUUAAUGAAACAAAUCGCUACUUUUGUAUCGGAAAUUAGCGAUGAAUUUAAAGUGGUUGUUGUUCAAGCUAUAAGAGCUUUAGCAUUAAAAUUUCCACGAAAACAUAGUGUUCUUAUGAACUUCCUCUCUGCAAUGUUAAGAGAUGAAGGUGGAUUAGAAUACAAGGCAUCCAUUGCAGACACAAUUAUUACUAUGAUUGAGGAUAAUCCAGAAGCCAAAGAAGCUGGACUUGCUCAUUUAUGUGAAUUUAUUGAAGACUGUGAACACACAUCUUUAGCUGUUAAGAUCUUGCAUUUGCUUGGGAAAGAGGGCCCCAGAACUAAACAGCCUUCCAGAUACAUUCGGUUCAUAUAUAAUCGUGUAAUUUUGGAAAAUCCGACAGUUAGAGCUGCAGCAGUAUCUGCUAUGUCCCAAUUUGGGGCUUUAUGCCCAGAUCUAUUAGAAAAUAUCUUGGUACUUUUGGCUCGAUGCCAAAUGGAUACAGAUGACGAAGUACGAGAUAGAGCCACCUAUUACAGUCAUAUUUUGAAACAAAAAGAUCAAGGAUUGUAUGAAAGUUACAUAUUACAACCCCUGCAGAUUUCUAUUCCUUGCUUAGAAAGAUCGCUCAGAGAGUACCUCGAAGCACCUUCUGACACCCCGUUUGAUAUAAAAUCGGUGCCCUUAGCUACAGUACCAACUGAAGAAGAAAAACAGGCAACCGUUCAAAAAACCGAAGGUAUCCUUACCAUUGGGCCGUCCAAACCCAUACCAGUUUCUCGAGAAGAAAAUUAUACGGAACGCCUCAGCACUCUCCCUGGUAUUCAAACCCUUGGACCUCUUUUCAAAAGCUCUGAGAUCAUCGAGCUCACUGAGUCAGAAACGGAAUACGUGGUACGAUGUGUUAAACAUUGCUACACGAAACAUAUGGUCCUACAAUUCGAUUGUAUCAACACCUUAAACGAUGUUCUGUUAGAGAACGUAAGAAUUCAGUUGGAUCCUAGUGAAGGAUAUAUUAUUUUAUCAGAAAUUCCUUGUUCCAAACUGCCAUAUAACGAACUGGCAUCUUCCUAUGUUAUAUUACAAAUGCCUGAGGAUUUGCCGAGCUGUUUUGGGACUUUUGGGGCUGUUCUCAAGUUUAUUGUAAAAGAUUGCGAUCCCACUACAGGACUCCCAGAAACAGACAAUGGUUACGAUGAUGAAUACAUUUUGGAAAACUUAGAAAUAACUUUGGGAGAUCACAUACAACGUUUACACAAAAUUAAUUGGGCUGCUGCUUGGGAAGCAGCUGCUGCUAGGGGUUACAUUGAGAUGGAAGAUACUUAUUCAUUAAGUUCCACUAAUACUCUAGAAGAAGCUGUUAAAAAUAUUGUUCAGUUUCUGGGUCUUCAACCUCAAGAAAGGACUGACAUCGUCCUUGAAGGCAAGACAACCCACACGUUAUUAUUGGCUGGAGUUUUUAGGGGUGGCAUUGAAGUACUUGUGCGAACAAAACUUGCCUUAGCAGAUGGAAUCACCAUGCAAUUGACCGUACGUUCACCAGAUUCCGAUAUUGCAGAAUUAAUUAUUUCAGCCGUAGGUUAAAUGUAAUACAAUUAUGUGCUUUUUUCUCAUAUAAGUAUUAAAAUAAUACAUUGAAAAAUAUAA
Molecule: messenger RNA, 2774 nt
Organism: Agrilus planipennis (emerald ash borer)
Lineage: Eukaryota; Metazoa; Arthropoda; Insecta; Coleoptera; Buprestidae
Gene: gammaCOP
Product: coatomer subunit gamma
Exons: 8
Coding region: 72-2711 (879 amino acids)
Biological process (GO): intracellular protein transport; intra-Golgi vesicle-mediated transport; organelle transport along microtubule
Cellular component (GO): endoplasmic reticulum; endoplasmic reticulum-Golgi intermediate compartment; COPI vesicle coat
Molecular function (GO): structural molecule activity
Source: RefSeq, a predicted model, not a curated record